Molecule: messenger RNA, 1131 nt
Organism: Felis catus (domestic cat)
Lineage: Eukaryota; Metazoa; Chordata; Mammalia; Carnivora; Felidae
Exons: 3
Coding region: 1-1113 (370 amino acids)
Source: RefSeq, a predicted model, not a curated record
AUGAGCGCAGGUGCGCCUGGUUGGCCCAGUGGUAAGCGACCAGCUGGAGAUUUCUGCUCAGGUCAUGAUCUCAGGGUUCCUGAGUUGAAGCCCCAGGCCUCCUGGCGGACAGCACGAAGCCUGCUUGGGAUUAUAGCGCUCUCUCUGCCCUCCCCCUACUGCGCUGUCUCUCUCAAAAUAAAAAUAAACUGGGAAACACACACACACUCACACAAACAGAAAGGCGUCAGGAAAGAGAUUCUGGCACUGGGCUUUUCUCCUUCAAUCAGGGUGAAUGGUCAACUCUGUAGCCAGCAUCCGUGGACAGGCCCAGAGCCAGCUCCUGUCCCCAGGGAGGUGGCUCACAGCAGCUCCCGGAAGGUGGCGCGCGUGCGCGGACCUCCGUGUGUCAGGUGGAAGGCACACUCCCACUGGUGCGAGAGGCUCGGGGAACGCCCAGGCAAAGAGCGGCAGGGUAAGGGGGCCGACCUUCCACCCAGGCCUGGGGGACACCAGACGCAGCUAGGCGGAGCAGCAGGUUGUGGGUGUCUCCGCGGACAUGGGCAGCCCCAUCUGGGCAGGAAGUUGAGACUCAGCAGCAGCUCCCCACGCAAGACAGACGUCGUUCAUGUCGGGAGCAUGGGCCGAAUCCCGCUUAGGGCAGUAGUCCGGGUUCCACUGCUCCACAGGGCAGGAAGUCCUCCAGGAGCCCUGCCACCCCGCGCGGUUGAAGCUGAGGAGGCCCCUGAAGCCGUCUUUAGCUUGUUUCCGAAAAUUAACUUUGGGCAAGGAGUCCUGCUUCCUCCAUCCAGACUUCAGAGCUUCCAGGGCUCGUGGCCCAUCAGGUCCAUCAGCUGCACCAUCUCGGAUUCUUUCUCCUGGGUCACGAAGGCCUCUAUCAGCAUCACACCUGGGAACAGGAAGGCCCAGCAGCCGUCAAAGUCAGACUGCGGGUGCCAGGACACUUCACCUCUGCGCUGGCGCUCGCAGAUCAAGCCGGUCAAUCCCAAGUCCUUGCAGCCUCAUCCCCAAAGGACCUCUGGGACUGCUGCCGUAGCCGGGACAGCAAGCACUGUGGAUCUGUUAUCCCACUGCCUCUGGCCACCAUGGUUUCUGCUCAUCAUCUGGCAGUGAACUGGGAAAAAGAAAGGU